Drosophila persimilis is the source of this 2104-nucleotide messenger RNA. RefSeq names its product GA-binding protein subunit beta-1 (gene Atac3). Gene Ontology annotation, cellular component: nucleus. Gene Ontology annotation, molecular function: protein binding; transcription cis-regulatory region binding. The record is from RefSeq and is a predicted model, not a curated record. Gene Ontology annotation, biological process: positive regulation of transcription by RNA polymerase II. Lineage: Eukaryota; Metazoa; Arthropoda; Insecta; Diptera; Drosophilidae. Bases 59 to 1840 code for a protein of 593 amino acids. The transcript is spliced from 9 exons.
CUUGCAGGUAUGCUUACUAAGAGGUUCAUCGUGCUGCUGAAAGUGUUUGCAUGCUAAAAUGCAGAGCCAAGGCGGCCCCAGCAAGGUUGUCGCUACACUCCGAGCGGAUGGAAAUGUGUAUCCAAUGGAUCCCACUGAGCAUUCCAACUUGCUUCACUACGAAAUUCGGACCGAAGGGGAACACCAACUAAAGAAGGGCAAUGGGUCUGGAACAUCAACUGUUGUUGACCUGGGAAAGCAACUGCUUCAAUGCGCAAGGGACAGCGAUGUGACUGGCGUCAAAACGACGCUUGCACAUGGAGCCCCCUUUGCCUCCGACUGGCUGGGAAUGUCCGCUCUGCACUUUGCUGCCAUGAACAAUCAACUGGAAAUCUGUGAAAUACUUCUACAGGGCGGCAUCAAUAUGGACGCCAAAACAAAGGUGGACAGAACGCCUCUGCAUUUAGCCUGCUACUACGGCCACGAGCGAGUAGUCAGAUUAUUGUUGGCGCUCAAGUGCAGCGUCAAUUCUCGAGACAUGCUUCGAAUGACGCCGCUUCAUUGGGCUGUGGAGAAGAAGCACAAAACCAUUGUGCGAAUGUUACUAAAAUGCCAGGCGGAUGUGUCGCUAGUUUCGAAAUUCGGCAAGACCCCAAUUGCAUUGGCCGUGUACACUGAACAGGCGGAUGUAUUGGCGGAACUGGAGGCGGCGCGGCAGGCCCAGGCCAGUCGAAAGUUUAACGAAGAAACGGAGCGGCAGACACAUAAAAGCAGAAAGGAAACCAGUGAGGCGGUCAAUUCAAUAAUGAACGAGCCCGGGGACACCAAAAGGAGUGAAGAUACAGAAAUGUCAGUCGAAGAAAGAAUGGAUGUCCUGGAAAACCUCCGCGGCCACACUAACGUGUUGGGCAACUCGGCAUUGAACAUGCUCAAGACCCACGGCAUUGCAGACAUGAUGCAGGAGAACGACGACGACGCCUCCAAGGAAAUGUUGAAUACGGCACUGCAAAACGGUCGACAGCUCGUGCUCUCCGAAGGAGGCCGUAUGCUGUUGCACGAAACAAAGUCGAGCAUAAACAUCAAGCAAUAUGUGAAUGGAAGUGCCAGCAAAAACCCAAAUGUGGGUCUUCGUCUCACACCCAAUAACUCGCCCCCCCAGAAGAUUCGGAUGAAUGUCAUCAAGCAAAAGGAGCCAGCAUCGUCCAAUCCGCCUGGGGUGUCCAAGAACAAGAACAUACGCAUAAUCUCGUUGACUGAUUUUAAGAAACUUUGCGGGACGGACAAUCAGGCAAAGUCCUUACAGAAAAUACCCGCAUCAUUGGCAAGCUCUGGAAUGGUACGUCAGCUCCCCGAUGGCACCAAACUGGUGAACAUGCGUCAGCUUCAGUCUCGUCAGCUGAAACUUCCAUCCGUUCCGAGAACCCUGGAACCCAGCAUGCUGGAUGAGCAGCAGCAGCUGCUGAACGACAUUAUUUCCCCAUCGUCCCAGCAGGCCCCCGCGGCGAGUCCCGCUACGGCGAGCACGCUGAGGGGCCAAGUGGGCACCGUGCAGACAAUACAGCUGCGUCCAUCCCCAGCACGUGGAGCUGCCCUCGGGACAACAAGCAACGGAGUUGCCAGCAAGGCUGUGGGCAACGUAGCAAAGCUCGGCGCAAAGGGCGCUAAUGUAAUGCCGCUGCUGACUUCUUCUGAAAUUUGUCGGCAACUGCACGAUCUUCGACGGCAGAACGAGGAAUUGCGCCGGCGGGUGGAUUCCUUUCACCGAGAAAAGGAGCAAAUGCUGAAACGCAUUGACCGCUUGGAGCAGCUUGUGUUCAUUCGCGAAUCGGAGGCAGAAAUCGAUUAUUUAGGUGACUUGUAGUUAGGACCUAGAAUAAACUUCUAUGUAAAUAGCGGAUAGCACUAGUGCAUACCACCGGAGGGAACUUUUUAUUUAAUAUGUCACUAUAUUGACUGCUGGCGCACGUAUCGGCGUACAGUUUUCUAAUGAAGGAGCUCAACAGUUAAGUUUUAAGUUUUAAGAAUAGUUUAUCAAGCUAAUCAGCUAAGUUUAAGUUCAGUUGCUAAACACAAAUUGUUUGAGCGGUUUCAUAACAUUUUCUAACAGAUUUGUAUUAAUAUGAAA